Messenger RNA from Pezoporus occidentalis (night parrot), 4263 nucleotides. RefSeq names its product phosphatidylinositol glycan anchor biosynthesis class Z (gene PIGZ). Bases 73 to 1782 code for a protein of 569 amino acids. Gene Ontology annotation, biological process: GPI anchor biosynthetic process. Gene Ontology annotation, molecular function: alpha-1,2-mannosyltransferase activity. NCBI's taxonomy places the organism in Eukaryota, Metazoa, Chordata, Aves, Psittaciformes, Psittacidae. The record is from RefSeq and is a predicted model, not a curated record. Gene Ontology annotation, cellular component: endoplasmic reticulum membrane. The transcript has 2 exons.
CUGCGCCUCGGCUAGAGCGCCCGCGCGCCCCCUGGCGGCGGCGGCUCAGUGUCUGUGUCCCCGCAGCCCGGCAUGGGGGCCAGGGAGCUGUGGGCGCUCCUGGCCGCGCUGCGGGCGGGCUGGUGCCUGCUGCCGCAGGCCGGCUACCUGCACCCCGACGAGUUCUUCCAGUCGCCCGAGGUGAUGGCAGGGGAUAUUUUAAACCUACAAGUCUAUUACCCUUGGGAGUUCCUUUCCAGCUCUCCUUGCAGGACAGUUGUUUUCCCGCUGAUGACUUCUGGCAUUACCUACUGGGUGAUCAAGUCUUUGCAGCAGCUGGACAUAUGUUCAAGUUGCAUCAACAGCUACACCCUUCUUGUAUCACCUCGCCUUCUCUUUACAAUCUUUUCUUUCAUACUUGACUAUAGUGUUUAUCGAUUAGCUCCUUCCUGGGAAGCAGAUCGGUGGAAAGCACUGGUGCUUCUUGCUGGAUCAUAUGUCACUCUGGUAUUUUAUACAAGAACCUUUACCAACACACUUGAAGGACUUCUCUUUGCUCUUCUGAUGGUACUGGUUUCCUCAAGAAAGCCUAACAGCAGCUUAGCGGAGCCUACACACAGCCCUCUCAUAGGUAUUGUAACAACUGCUGGGUUUUUCAACAGGCCAACAUUUUUGGCAUUUGCUCUAAUGCCCCUGCUUUACUGGGCAGGUUUCAUUGUUGACUCUCAAAGGAGCAUUAAAACUGUCAUAAACCACUUUUUGAAGCUUGUCCUAUGUGCAUGUUUUACUGCUGUUGUUUUCAUAACAGCUGACACCUUCUAUUUCACUGCCAUGGGCUUAGACAACCUCUACGGCAUUAAGAAUAACAGUCUAUUUGAUGUAAUAGGUCAAUUAAAUGAGAAAAUUAUAGUAACCCCUUUCAAUUUUCUCAGUUACAAUCUUAAUCCUCAUAAUCUUGCACUGCAUGGAAGUCACCCACGAGUUACACAUUUUACAGUCAAUGGAAUGAUGCUGUUUGGGAUCUUGCAUGUUCUGGCCAUUGGUGCUGGUUGUAAAAUGUUAAAGCAAUAUAUUUGUCAGUUAAUACGGGUCAAAUCAUGUUACCAUGGGUCAUCUGGGCACUUAGUGCAUUCCAAGGGCAAGCCAACAUUACUGCUGUUUUAUUUUGUUCCUCUGGCAUUUCUCUCUCUAUUCAGUCACCAAGAACCUCGGUUUCUUAUUCCUCUCAUCUUGCCGUUAGUCCUGUUCAGCACGUCACAGAACAGAGCUAUGAAGUGGAAAUACGUCAUUGUUAUUUUCAACAUGCUCGGGGCUUUGCUGUUUGGGUGCUUACACCAGGGAGGACUGAUACCAUGUUUGUUUCACUUGGAGCAACUCGUGCAUUCUCCAGAGUCCUCAAGCCAUUCAAGGCACUACACUCUACUUUUUGCUCACACCUACAUGCCUCCUCGAUCUCUGCUUAAUAUCAAGAAGAGAGACACACAUAUAGAAGUCAUUGAUAUGGCUGGGUCUGAAGAAGAAACCCUCUGCCAGAUAGUACAGCAGCGAGCAAAUGAUUUUACCUGCAAUGACUGUCAUGUUUUUGUUGUAAUCCCUGGUACAAUCAGAGCCACAAUUACAAAAUGUGGUGUCUCAUUCCUGAACGAGACUUUGAUAUUUCCACACUUAUCAAUGGAAGACCCACCACACAUACCGUUCCUAUUAAGCAGAAAUUGGAGAAGUCAGUUAGGACUAUACAUCCUUCAGCUAGGCAGAAAUCAGCAGAGCCUUCAGAUUUCAGGAAAACAAGGGUUUAGUCUGUGACUUCACUUGGGUGCUCCCCAAAGGUGCUGUGAGACCUUCCUCUUUACAGACCCACUUUCAGCAUGAGUAGUGGCAUUCCGAGCCCCCCCCCCCCCCCAGGUCUCUUUAUACAUGCCCUUACCCUUACCAGUAGAGCCAGUUCUUGAUAGAACCUGCUAAAAAUUUGAGUUAUUCAGCCUCUGUGGUAUUUCACGUGAACUUAUGUCAUUUUCCUGACAGGAGGGAAUGACAUCAGAAACCACCAAAACUGUGAUUCAAGCUUAGCACUUUCCAUGUGAGAUUCUUGAAAGUUCUCAUCAUCUGACAGAAGGUUUAUGAACUGUGUGUUUUUUACUGAUAGCAGGUAUUAACUUAGCUGCCAGGGGUCACAGGACUAAAGUAAAGCCAGUCUGUCUCACAACGGUUUUAUUUUUAGGCUCUUAAAGAGUCCCCACUCAGUCAUCAGAUCAGGCUGCAGCGACAGUGUAAGCACCAGCACUCUAAUAUGGGCUUGGGUGGUUCUGUCUUGAAAAAUCCCCAGCACUGAUCUGACAGAAUCUGAUUUAGAACAUGGAAGGUGCUUCAGCCUAAGUACUUCUGCUAAAUCCUAAAAUCCAAGCUUUGCCUGUUUAAUGUUUCUUGCUGCACUUCCAUUCUUGUAGAUAUGCUACACAUGUACUGCAAGGAGCAGCUUGAGAGUGCUGCAUUCUGAUGGAUUAAGCCCAUCUGUUGUUUAGCUACUGCAGGCAGGGUAGUCCUCCCCACGCGUGCUCCUGCUGCACAUCCUGCAGCUUUCCUUACUCCAUCGCAGCUCCAACACUGUCAACAGUGCAGGACAGGCCCUGCAGUGAGCUGGUUCAAGGAGCUGCAUGGACAGAAAACAGGCCACUCGGAAGGAUUUGAUCCUUUGUAUGCAUUUGACAAGAUGGAUCUCUGAACUGGCUAGAGAUCCCCCAGUUCUGCUGCAGGGGAGCAUGUGAGCAUCCAAGGGAGGCACCACAACCCCUAUGCCCCCCCUCCCCUUUAGAAACUGCUCCCCAUUAACUCAGCUUAUGAGAAUGACAGAUGACUUCCUGGCUCUCUGAUGGAGAGCAGUCUGAUUUGGAAGUGUGAUACAAAUAACUGAGCUUCAGCUGGGAACAAUGUGUAUGUUUAAUAGUAUAGUACUCCUAACGAUGUUCAGGUUUGCCUGUGUGAACUUCUGAAUCAGAAACAUCCUAACACAGAGGGAAAUAGUAAUUUGGCACGUACUUUGUAGGUCAAGCCUCUCUCUGUGAACGAAUCUUACACUGGAAUUCUCUCUACUCACAAAGGUAGUAAUGCUUGUUGCAGUUCUUCAUCCACACAGCUUUAUAUAAGGGCUUAUGAGCCAGUUUUUCAACAGACAAUAGUAAUACAGAUUGACUUCAUGCUCUAAAGGGAAGCAAGGAAAAAUCCCGUUGAAGGAUUUACCUUUAUCUUCCAAACGACACAUACCUCUAUGUUAGUAACUCUCUCUCUCUUGUAAAGCAUUUCGUGUUGUCUCCCCUACGUGUUCAUCCCACAUCCUUCAUCCCUCAUUAUUGGCAGGCCUGUAAAUUAAAGGUGCAUGUUUCUGAGGGUGUGGGGUAACAGGGGUGAAUGUAUCUUUGUACUGGUGACUCCUGAAGUAGUGAAAGUAGUUGUGAAAACAUUGUGACACCAAAUGUAUUUUUCAUGUUAAUUUCCUUUUUGUUCUUGUACACUGGGAUGACAGCAUGUGCCACAGCUGGUACUCCAUUACCUCCUUACUGUUUUCAGGUUUCUUUAACAGCUUAAGUUUUUAAAAUUUAUAUUGUAAGACUUAUGACCUCUGGCCAUCUCAGUGGGGUAGAUCUUGAAACUGUUCAGGGAUGUGAUGGAGCACCUCCCACAGCACAUUGACUUCUCCAUCACUGCACUGUGACGCAGCCAGGAGGAGAACCUGGACUACAAAUACUAACUCAGCCUGAAAAUACACCGGUUUUGUCUCACUGACUAUAUGCAGGCUUUCCAUCUGUGCACACCUAAGUCUUUGCUGGUGGGAAGCUUAAUUUUACCAGCAGUGCUGGAAACUAUCUCAGAUGAUUCACAAGAUUCUUUCCACCCAGGAUGAUACAAAUAAUGGAAAUCACCCCUCAGUUUUUAGUCAGGUGGAUUAAAUACUGAAACGUGCAACAAAAGAAUGUUAAUUACUUUAGUCUUGUAAAUGUUGAUACAGCAACUCAAGUAAACCAGCCCGGUGCAUCAAAUACUCUGAAUCUAUUCUUUUCCAUAUUUGUAUUUAGGAUGGCUCUGUUGGCCAUUUACUCCCUAUAAACCCUUCUUGCUACCACAGACUUGAGGUGUGCUGUAACUACUGAUCUCUUUUACCUACCUGUAAAAUGGGCGAUUGUCCUAUCCAUCACCAUCGACACUCAGACCUCUUUUUGUAUCAAAGCUGUAUGAAAUGUAGAGUAUUUCUGAUGUGUAGACAGAAACUGUUAAAGGAACUCCUGUGAGAAA